AUGCAUGCAUCGAGCCUCUCCACGGUGCUCACAGACAGGUCCAUGUCGUCCAUCAAUGUUGGUGUAGGUGAGUUAGCUCUGGCAUUCCCCGAGGGCGGCUUCGGGAAGGACCAGGAGGACGAGGUGGAGGAGGAGCGAAGGCGGCGGAAAAUGCAGACCAGAGUCCUGCGAUCGAUGCUAGCCGCCUUCCUGCUGAAGCUGCUGCAGCGGGCUUUGCCAGUUCUUUGGCCUGUUUCGAGUCUGAAAGUGGCAAAGGUCGAGGGGGAGACGGACUCUUCACAGCCGGCCCCCCUCGGUGCAGCCCCGAAGGCCACCCAGACACCUUCGGUGAUGCAGUUGGCUGGCCCGGACAUCAGGCCGGAGUGCAUCAGCCGACUUUGCAGCCUGGCCAAAGCCGCCGCAGCCACGUCGCCGCGGUCGCUCUCCGCGCUCUUGGAGGAGAUCGAUCUUGGCGACCCGGAGGGCGAUGGGGGCGGAGACUUGGAAAUCUCUCCGCUCUCUCUGGCCAGCUUCGUCCUGCUCGCCGAGCUUUCCGAGCUCGGCUCACACAGCCAGCUGAUGCCCUACGUCGUGCCGCUUUGCUUUUCUCCGGCUCGGCGUCUCAACAUUCUCAUGCGCAGCUGCUAUGUGCUGCUCUCCAAUAGUGAUGCUGCUCCCGGGGUGGUGAACCUUGCAGACAUCGGUUCCCUCGAGGACGCCAAUACAGCGAGCGCUCCCUCGCAGGGCAGCGGCCCGGGUCAUCCGCCACGGGGCCUGGCCCUCUUUUCGCAGGUCGCGGCGCCCCUCUUCGAGGUCGUCUCCGUGCAAUCGCCGAAGGCGCUGUCCUCCCUGAGCGGUUCGUCCUGUCGCUGGCAUCCGGAGAGGACCUUCCAGAAACUCUUGGAAACCCUGACCUCAUGCCCGAACAUCGAGCAAGAGGCCAGGGGGGCCCUUUUCCGCUCAGCCAGCGCCGCGCUGAAGUUCUUUUCUUGGCCUGCACGCUUUGACCUGUAUCUCAAGGUGAUCCAGAGCAGUCGUGUGGAUGCUGUGAUUGGGAGCGUGGUGAGCCUGUUCAAGGACGACUGGUGGAGGCGUGUCUCCCAGAACUCUGGGGAAAUGGCCGAGCAACGAUCUCAACUGAUAAAUGUGCUCACAGCCACGCUGUCUGGGGAGGUGCAGAUUAUUGAUGGCAUGGACACGCUGACUGCUGCCUUGAACAUUCUACGUCUGGUAGCCCUUUCCAAGCUGCCUGCGGGGGCGUUUAUGCGAGAGUCUCUGGAGAAAGCGCCACUGCAGCUGACGGCGAAGUUGAACAACAUCUCGAAGCAAAUCGAUGCAGAGCUGAGUAUGCUGUCUCACGGCGCCACGGGAAGCUUGUCACAAGAACUGGCUCUGGCUAUGGGCACCGAGCAGGUCGAUCUGAACCAGAUGAAGAGGGAUCGGAUCAACAUGGUCGCGCACCUGGUGAGCCGAGUUAGAGAGAUUCUCUCAGAAAGUACAUCCUAG
Molecule: messenger RNA, 1485 nt
Organism: Symbiodinium sp. CCMP2592
Lineage: Eukaryota; Dinophyceae; Suessiales; Symbiodiniaceae
Source: the annotation of a GenBank genome assembly